Molecule: messenger RNA, 7977 nt
Organism: Sceloporus undulatus (fence lizard)
Lineage: Eukaryota; Metazoa; Chordata; Lepidosauria; Squamata; Phrynosomatidae
Gene: SRRM2
Product: serine/arginine repetitive matrix 2
Exons: 16
Coding region: 493-6882 (2129 amino acids)
Molecular function (GO): mRNA binding
Source: RefSeq, a predicted model, not a curated record
CGGUGGCUGACGGGAGGCACGAUCCUUUCGUUGCCCCCAUUUUCCCCAACCCACCAACGCGUCCUCUGGCGUCCAUUUUAGGUCGGGUGAGAAAGAGAAGGAAGAACGGGAAAAUAAUAACAACAAUUAUAAUUAUAAUUAUAUAUAUAUUUUAAAAAAAGGUCGACUCGGGAGGAGAACCGAGAGAAAAAAGGCUUUACAAAAUGGCGGACGACCUUCGCGCUGCUGAAGAAGAAGACCGCUUUCGGGAGUUGUAGUCUUUUGGGCUCUUAUUCCAAGGCACCCGGGGCCUGGCUUCCUGAGGGAGAGGACUACGUUUCCCACAAAGCCUCGGGCGGAGCGAAGGGGUCGACGGGAAGGCUGAGGUGGAGGUGGGGGGGACGGCUUAUGGCUAUCCUCCCCUUUCGCCUUCAGUCUCUUCUUCGCCUGCGACGCGGCGGACGCUGCUGCGUCGGGUAUCAGAGGCACCAGUGGUGCUAGCCUGUGAGAGCCAUGUACAAUGGGAUAGGACUCCCCACUCCCCGGGGCAGUGGCACUAACGGUUACGUGCAGCGCAACCUCUCGGCCGUGCGCCACAAGAAGGAUCGCACUGACUACAAGUCAGAAGAAGAAUUGAGGAAGCUGGAGUCGUCUCUAGUUAAAAAACCCAACCAGGAGAUCCUGGACCACGAGCGCAAGCGGAAAGUUGAGCUGAAAUGUUUAGAGCUGGCUGAGCUCAUGGAAGAACAGGGGUAUGGAGAAGGGGAGAUCCAGGAAAAAGUAACCACCUUUCGGAUGAUGCUUCUUGAGAAGGAUGUAGCAAUGGUCAAGGAAGGGGAACAGCAGCAGAAGUCAACUGUCACAGAGACUCAUCAGUUGGCUGAAGCCAAUGAGAAGAAAAAUGAAAGGCUUCGAGCUGCUUUUGGUAUUAGCGACAAUUAUGUGGAUGGCAGCUCUUUUGACCCCAACCGCAGGGCCAAGGAGGCAGCAUCAGCUGCUGCAGCCAAGCAACAGCAGGAGCAGCAAAAACAGUACAGUCUUGUCAAAGAGUCCAGCAGCUCUCGAUCACCGUCUCCAAAACAGAAAAAGAAGAAAAAGAAGAAAGACCGAGGCAGGUCUGAGAGCCGGUCACCUUCUCGAAGAGAGAGGAAGAAGAGUUCAAAGAAAAAGAAACACAGGUCAGAGUCAAAGAAAAGGAAGCACAGGUCUCCAAGUCCCAAGAGCAAGCACAAAUCUAAGGAAAAGAAACGCAAGAGGUCCACUAGUGAAUCUGCUUCUCAGAAAGGCCGUCGGGAGCGCUCUUCUUCUGCAGAUCGUUCUUCAUCUUCAGAUGCUUCCCGCAGCAGGUCAGGCAGCAUCACUACCCAGAAACGAGCCACCUUAAGACGUCAGAGCAAGUCUCCAUCAGCACCUUUGCGGAAACAAGAAGAAAGUGAAGUGGUUUCAAAGAGUCUGCCAGAGAGAGAACGUUCAUCUUCUGCUGAACCUGCCCGGCGGGGCAGGAGUACAAGUCCUCGAGAAAGCAGAGAAAAACGAGAGAAAACAUCAUCCAAGCAUUCUCCAUUGUGUGAGACCCGCCAACGAUCAACCAGUCCUUUAUCUCUUGCCAAAGAGAAGGAAAGAGACAAGGAGAAAAAGUCUGCUCGGCAUGGGGAUCGAAAAUCUACCCCCUCAUUUGAACGGGAUUCAAGGCUCAAGCAUUGCUCCCCAGGGUCAAAUGAUCAUCCUUGGGAAAAAGUCUCUGGGCACAAGCGCCCUUCCUCUAAGGAGAGCAGGUCUCCUACCUGUGCCUCCCCACCACCUAAGAAACAAGCAGAAGAUCAUAAUGGGACUCCUCCACCAUCCAAGGCUAAGGUGUCCCUUGACCAGAAGGAGCAACCAGUAGCUUCCUCAUCUUCUCCUGCUUCUAAGACAAAUGAGGCCAAGACAAAGAAGGUCUCUCAGGAUGCUUCAUCCCGGCGGUCCCGCUCUCCAUCAGAAAGUGGUAGCUGUUCUUCCUCUUCGUCUUCUUCUCCUUCACCAGCAAGAAAGCCAGCCCAAGUUUCUCGUAGCUCUUCCCCAGAGGAGGCCCGCAAAAGACAAGACAAAGAGAAAGCCUCUACCCAGAGAGAGCAGUUGAGCUCAUCCCCUGAAGUUUCCCGCUCUGGGAACAAACAAUCUUCCAAGACCACAUCUCGACGUGAACCAUCAGGCUCACCUCCACUGAAGAGCACCAGGUCAAGAGCCAGCCGCAGAGACAAGUCUCUUUCACCAACACCCAUUGCUCGCAGAGGUAGGUCACGGUCUCGCACCCCACCUAAAAGAGGCAGAUCACGCACACCUCCAAGGAGGGGAAGAUCUCGAUCUAUACAAAGACGUGCCCGAUCCCGUUCACGGACUCCUCUGAGAAGGGCCCAUUCUCGCAGUCCACGGUGGCGCGGCCGAUCGAGAACACCCCAGCGGUGGGGAAGGUCACGGUCACGUACUCCUCCCAGAUGGGGACGAUCUCGUACACCUCAGAGGCGUGGCUGGUCGCGUUCUAGAACUCCCCAAAGGCAUGGUUGGUCUAGAAGCAGAACUAGUGGGAGAUGGGGGAGGUCAAGAACCCCACCCAGAAGAGGGAGAUCGGGCUCACGAACUCCACCAAGAAGAGGCCGGUCUAGAUCUAGGACGCCACCCAGACGAGCACGGUCUCGAUCCAGGACUCAGUCUAGAAGAGGCAGAUCUAGAACCAGAACCCCUCCCAGAAGAGGGAGAUCAAGCUCAUCACCAAGAAGAGAAAAGUCUCUGAUUUCAGCUAGGCGAAGCAGGUCUGUAUCAUCUUCAGGCCGGAAAGCCUCUAGAAUUUCUUCAAGGAGAAGUCGCUCUGACUCUUUCUCCAGAACAAGAGACAGGUCCAAAAAACCACUGAGACGUAGCCGUUCAGGAUCAUCACCUGAAUCAAGAAGCAGGUUGCGUGUGUCUCCCAGGCGGAGUCGAUCUGGUUCUGUGCCAAAGGCAAAAAAGAAAUCCCAGUUGUCUCCUAGAAGAAGUCGUUCAGGCUCUUCUCCAAGGUCUAGGAAGAAAAAGUCAAGAACACCUCCACGGCGCAGUCGUUCUAGUUCUUCUCCAAGGUUAAAAAAGAAGUCAAGAUUAUCCCCAAGGCGGAGUAGGUCUCGUUCUUUUCCAACACCAAAGCAGAAAUCGAGAUCACCUCCCCGACGUAGCCGAUCCAGGACACCUCCAGUACUCAAAAAUAAACCCAGAAUGUCCCCAAGGAGCAGAUCUGGUUCAUCUCCAAGACCCAUAAAGAAAACUGAUGUUUCAUCAGUGGCUGAAGAGAAGUCCAAGAUGCCUUCUAGAAGAAGUCGAUCUGGUUCAUCUCCAGCACUGAGGAGGAAAUCUAACUCUCCCGUGAGAGAUAACAGGUCUGGGUCCCCUUCAGAUGUGGAGGAAAGAUUGCCAAGAAGACGAAACAGAUCUGAGUCUUCUCCAGAAACAAAAACAAAGCCAAGGUCAGGGUCAUCCCUGGGAAUGAAGAAAGAAUUAAGUUCAUCCCCAAGACAAAGCCGAUCUAGUUCCUCUCAGUCAUCAACAAAGGAAAACUCCUUAUCUCCCUCAAGACGAGCAGCCUUGCCAGAACCAAAGUCUACAUCUCCAUCGCAGGGAAGCAGAUCUGGAAGGCCUCUAGCAAUAAAAGAAAAACCUCGAUCACCACACGUAAGGCAGAGCAAGUCUGGAUCGCCUCCAGCUUUGAGAGAAAAGUCUGUUUCUCCUCCAAGACAAACUUCAUCUGGAUCUUCCUCGGAAUUGAAGAAGAAAUCCAGUCCUCCACUGGAGAAAUGCAAACCCGACUCCUCAGAGUUGAAGAAACCCAGAUCGCCACCAAGGCAAAGGAGGUCUGGCUCUUCACCAUUGAUAAAAGAACAGUCUAAAUCGCCUCCCAGGAGCAAGUCCAGAUAUUCUCCUGAUGCAAAGAAAUCUACAUCACCUUUGAAGCAGGUCAAAUCUGGCAUUUCCCCUCUAGCAGUGAAAGAGAAGUCUAAGUCACCUUCCAAGAGAAGUGGAUCCAGAUCAUCUCCUGAACUGAAUGGCAAAUCUAAAUCUUCUCCAAAGCAAAAUAAAUUUGAAGAAGUGAAAGCAAAAUCAAAGUCACCUCCAAGGCACAACAAAUCUGGUUCCUUGGCAGUAAUGGAGAGCGUUACUUCACCAUGCCAGAAGAGUAAAUCAAAUUCAUCUCUCUCUGGGAAAGAGAAAUCACAAUCUCCCACAAGGCACGACCAGCCAGGGACGCCACCAGGACUGAAAAAGUCAGAGAUUCCAUUGAGGCGAAGUAGAUCUGGGUCAUCCUCCUCAUCCUCGUCCUCUUCCUCAUCCUCUUCCUCCUCUUCGUCUUCAUCAUCAUCGUCAUCAUCAUCUGCAGAGGAUGACAAAUCACAGUCACCCCCCAAAUUGAGCCGGUCUGCAGCCAUGUCAGUCAAUAAAAGCAAAUCUACACCUUCCCCAGUGCACAGCUGGUCAGUUUCCUCUCCAGAACCAGAGAAUGGCAUAUCUGUAGCAGUUGCAAAGCACAAUAGACCUACAGGUUCUCCAGAAGCAAGAGAAACUUCAAGAACUCAAAUGAUGGGACCUAGAUCACCUUUGGAGAGGAGAGACACAAUGAGAGAUGAACCUCGGAGAAGCAGAUCAGGAUCAUAUCCUGGACUUAAGGAAAAGCCAAGAAGGCAGUCUAGUGACAGCAGUUCGGACUCAUCCCGAGAACGGAAAGAAAAAUCUCCAAGCCAAUCUGUGUCACCAGUGAGACCUGUAAAAUCAAGGACACCCCCAAAACGCCGAACUUCAAGGUCACCAGUUAGACCUAGAGCAAAAUCCAGAACUCCACCAAAAUGUGACUGGUCUGGAUCACCAGCAAAACCCAGAGUAAAGUCCAGAACACCCUCAAGACGACGUAGGUCUGGGUCAUCUCCACGGCCCCGAAUGAAGUCUAGAACUCCACCAAGGCGACAUAGGUCUGGAUCAUCCCCAAGGCCCCGAAUGAAGUCCAGAACACCACCUCGCCGUCACUAUAGAUCUGGAUCAUCUUCGAGACCCAGAAUGAAAUCGAGAACCCCUCCCCGAAGGCGCAGGUCUGGGUCAUCUCCACGACCUAGAGAGAAAUCUAGGACGCCAGUUACAAGAAGGCGGAGAUCUGUAUCACCACUGAGCCCGAGACGGAAAUCUCGCACACCUCUGAGGCGUGGAAGAUCCAGAUCACGCUCCAGAGAGAAGUCAGACACCAGCAUGUACCCACAUAGGUCUAAGUCAUCAUCCCAAUGUGAUAGAACAAGAAGCGCCUUGCGACGGGGAAGAUCUCGCUCCCCAUCACAGAGGAGCCGCUCCCGUUCACUCUCCAGGAAACGAGACAAAUCCAGAGGGUUGCUGCGGAGGGAAAGGUCCAUUUCAUCUCCAGGCCGAAGUGGCUCAAGGUCUCCUUCUCGGCAGGACAAAAGCCACUUCAAGUGGAAGGGUGAGCACUCUGUCUCCUCACCACGCAGGGCUAAUUCCCGAUCACCAGCACGGAAAGAGAUGUCAAGGCUGUCCCCACAGCAGUCUUCUGCCAGUCGGAAUGCAUCCCGUUCCCCACCAAGGCUAGAUGCUUCGCGUGUCGCAGUGGCCUACAAAGGCACCGGGACCAGAGGAUCUCCUGAUUUUCAGUCAUCUCCUGUGAGGAAGCAUUCCAGGUCAGGCUCCCGGGAAAUCUGCACCUCUCCAGGGAGGAAAUCCCGCUCCCCUCCUGUGUUGGAGAGAUACCCUAAGGCUGACAGCCAGGAGAAGUCAUCAGCCUCCUCUCUGUGGCACAGCAGAAGCAACACUGCCAUUCCUCAUACUUCAACUCCACCUCAGGAAGACUCUUCCAAACCCCAAAAGGCCCUCUCUCCUACACCAUCCAUGUUGCGUGAGUCUCCUGCAGUUUUGAAGAAUGGUAGUUCCACAACUCUAAAAGAUAUCCCAAAAGAAAAGAGUCAGACCAUACAGUCUGCCCUUGUUAGGGAUGAUGCAGUUACUGGUACUCCUCUUUUAUCAGGGAGAAGCAGUUCUCAUGCAGGCUCCCCUUCUCCAGUUAAAGCUAGGUCACCAUCCCCUCCCUCCUCUGCUUCCUCCAGUCCCUUGCCAGCCCUGGUUUCUGUGUUAGUUCCAGUUCCAAAAGAAGAAGAAUCUGUAGCUGAAGGAAAUGUAGUGGAAAGGCCUGAAGGCCACCUCCCAACACUAGAGGCUGAGCCACAGUUAGCUUCCAAUACCAUGGAGGUAGAUGCCAGGAGCAAUUGUUCCACAGCCCCACAACUGGCUCUCCCUUCUCCACCACCCUCAGUCCCCUCAAAGGCAAAGAGAAGUUCAUCUGCUUCAUCCACCUCUUCUUCAUCAUCGUCCUCCUCUUCUUCGUCGUCCUCAUCUUCUGAUUCUGACUCCGAAUCCAGCUCAUCUGAAUCAAGCCCUCAUGAUCAGCCAACAAAAGAUGUUGAGGCCGAGACUGAGCUGAAAAAGCCACACAGCCCAGUGCUGAAGGAGAGUAUCACGAUGAGCGGCCUCCAGAAGUGCCUCUUCUUCCCCUCCCCUCAUCAUCCUCAGCAUCACCUCAAGACUGGCUCCCAGGCACCAGCCAAGGUGGUCCCCAAAAAGAAGCCCUCUCCAGAGAAGAGGAAGUCACGCAGCCCCCGGAAACCUAUUGACUCAUUGCGUGAUUCGCGUUCCCUCAGUUACUCUCCAGCAGAACGGCGUCGAGCUUCACCUCCAGUGCAGCCACCCCUGACUUCAAGGGAACGACGCAGGGAUAGGUCCAGGGACAGGUCUAGGGACAGAUCCAUGCAGAGAAACAGACGAAGCAUCAGCAGGUCUCCAGGACGGAAACGGCGACGCAAAUCCCCUAGCCCCCGAGUCCCCCGCCGCAGAACUUCAAGGUCCCCCUAAGCUUCUUGGAGCAUCUGGAAAGCCCUUGCCCAUGCAACCACAGACUGCACCACCCAGCCUCCCACAGUGCUGUCCCAGGUGGGAGCCCCCUGCCUUCUGAUGCCCAUUGGAAACCAGUGUGUUUGUGUGGGAGGAGAGGGGGGCUCUUCAUUUGCCAUUGGCUUUUUAUUCUCAUUAGUUUUUUUCCCUUCACUGUCCCUGUCUUUAUUGCCCAUCAUUUGUCGGCAGCUACAUUCCCCUCCUCCCUGGACAUUUCUGCUCAGCACCCACCAGGAUUCGCUGCCUCUACGCUCCUCCUCGUCCGACAGUUGGUGACAUUCAUUUGAUUUCCCCCCCUCUCCUGUGAGCGUUUUUUUCUGUGCGUUUUACAGCUAAAAAUACUUUACUUCUGUGUUUUGAGAGAGGGGUCUUCUUUUCGUUGAUUUAGACAUAAAAGGUUUUAAAAAAAGAAAACACAAAAAGGGGGUGGUUGGGUGGGGAGUAGGGAGAUAUGUGAGCUAAUCUGUUUGAUUUAGUGUUUCUCAGGCACACCUGUCCAAAAUGGCAGAGGGCUGUAGGGAAAAAAAAACCAGAAGGAGUGCAUGUUGCAUUAGAGAUCUCUCAAGAGUUCAGUGGGGUGAGUUGGGGGGGAAGGCUGGGCCAUAAGUAGGCCUCCCUCUGUAGCCUGCAGGCAAAGUUUUUUGUUUUUAUUUUUGUUUUUGAGAAGGGAAAGGUUUUUUUUUUUUCAGUCGCCUGCUGCACUGGAAUUGGCUUUUGAUGGUAACAAAAUUGGGAAUCAGACCAUUCCUAACCCCCAAAACAAACGGAUUUUAAUGUGCUGUGCUCUUUUUUCCUUUUCAUCCCUCCCUCAAAGCAGACUCUUUCAUAUUGAUCAGCUGAGCCAGGUCAGGAGGGGUCAAGAAUAGGGACUGGAAAUUGGGCAGUCAGUUAUUUUAUGGGGGAAAGUGAUGGAGAUUUUGCUGGAAAGAACUGAGAAACCCUAAAUCAGGGAGGGGUGGGAACAGAAGUUUCUUCAUAUUUCUUAAAAGCAUUUAAUUUUUUUUGAUAUGUACAGCAAGGAGAUUUUUUCUGUCAAAUAAAAAAUUACGAAAUCCA